CAGGACAAUCCUAUUUUAGUUGUAAAGGAAAGUAGACCGAUGAGUUUGUCUCUCAUGGUCGAUUGCCCCGAGGAAUAUUGGGUACAAACCGGUACAAACCAAGAAGGUGAAAAUGGACUACUUUUUGUGUGUGGAAAAGGUCCGCUAGGUGAUAGUGGCUACGUGGAUUGGAUUCAGCCCGAUGAUUGGAUCAUUACUGGCCAGUUUACUGGCGGUCUAUUAUUUUGCGUGGUGUCGAUCGCGUUUUGUUCGGCUUAUCGAUGCACUUCCCGGACCUAAAACUUACCCCUUUUUAGGAAAUAUUCUCGAACUGAACGUUGCUCACGAUGAAUUGCUGAGAAAAUCGUCCUUUGAUUGGAUUAAACAGCAUGGUAGCAUCUAUCGAAUUUGGUUUACAGUACGUCCCAUGGUCGUUAUUGCUUCGCCCGAAUUACUAGAGCCCAUUUUGUCAAGCCAUACGCUGGCAACCAAAGCCGACGAGUACGAUUGCUUUAUUCCUCUUCUGGGGAAGAGCAUCCUGGUAGCUAAACCUGAGGAAUGGAAGAAAAAUCGCCGUCUUCUUAAUCCAGCUUUCAAAGGUCAAAUUCUCAACAGUUUCAUGGAUGCCUUCCACGACAAAAGCCUUCUAUGUGCGAAAGAAUUUGAAGAAGCUAUCGAAUCAAAUAGCGGUGGUAAAAUUAACGUUUUCCCAAUCAUGACGCAUUGCACCCUGGAUAUCAUCUGUGAAACAGCCAUGGGAGGAAAGACGUUAACCGGUGAAGACAAAGCGAGUUAUAUUAAGAACCUCCACGGUUUUGAGAAUAUUUUCCUACAACGUCUAAAACAACCGUGGCUUCGAUUGGAUUGGCUUUUCAAACUAAGCGGACCUGGUCGUGCAAACGAGCGAUUCGUAGGAGGACUUCGUGAUUUUAGCAACAUGUUAAUCAGACAUCGCCGUGAAUUGGUUAAACGAAAAACAAAAUUAGCACAAAAUGAUUUGUCUGAACGUGAUGUAAACCCAACCGACGAACUUCAAGUAGAUGAUGAUACAAAGAAAAACCUAAUCUUUAUGGAUCUCCUCAUAAAAGAAGGGGAUCUCAACGGUAACUUUAAUUCUGUUGAAAUGAGAGAUGAGGUCAGUUUGAUGAUGGCUGCGGGCCAUGACACACUAGCUUUAGCUUUCACCUGGUUCCUUUACUUGAUCUCCAGGCAUCCCGACAAACAAAAACUUUUAAUGGAAGAGUUGAGCAUCGUUUUUGGUGAUUCGGACCGACCGUGUACGGUACAAGAUUUAGCUGAGCUCAAAUAUCUUGAAUGUUGCAUCAAAGAAACAUUGAGACUCUAUCCGAGCGCCCCUUUUAUAUUGAGACGUCUGCCGGAAGACGUCGAAAUUGGUGGAUAUGUUUUACCGAAAGGCGUUACUAUUGCCAUGCUGAUUUAUGGUAUGCAUCACAACCCUCAAGUUUACCCUGACCCGGAAGAAUUCAAGCCGGAACGCUUCUUCCCAGAAAACAGUGUCGGUCGCCAUCCAUAUGCUUUUAUCCCAUUUAGCGCUGGUCCCAGGAACUGUAUUGGACAAAAAUUCGCCAUGCUCGAACUUAAAGUGGUUUUAGCUCAUUUACUGCGUCGAUUCCAGUUUUCUAUCAGGGAUCCAACAGAACCCAAGAUCAUACCUCUCCUUGACACUACGCUAAAGCCGAAAUCUCCAGUUAAUCUUAUUGUCACAAAGCGAUUACUUCAAGCAUAAAAAACUUGUCUAUCAGCUUAUUAAGGUCCGGAAUUCCGUCGUCAUUAAAAUGAUUAGUUUUCAAAGUCCAAAAUUAUAUCUUACCAUUCUACAGUAGGGGAGGGUGGGGCUAGUUGGUACAAUUUUUUUAAUUUCUUCUCUGGUUUCUUUAAUUUUUCAUAUUUUGACACCCAAAAAAUUGUAAAAGAAAGCUCAGAUAACCAGCUUUUU
Molecule: messenger RNA, 1936 nt
Organism: Daphnia magna
Lineage: Eukaryota; Metazoa; Arthropoda; Branchiopoda; Diplostraca; Daphniidae
Product: cytochrome P450 4c3
Exons: 13
Coding region: 182-1726 (514 amino acids)
Molecular function (GO): oxidoreductase activity, acting on paired donors, with incorporation or reduction of molecular oxygen; monooxygenase activity; iron ion binding
Source: RefSeq, a predicted model, not a curated record